Molecule: messenger RNA, 1515 nt
Organism: Suillus bovinus
Lineage: Eukaryota; Fungi; Basidiomycota; Agaricomycetes; Boletales; Suillaceae
Product: PAP2 superfamily-domain-containing protein
Exons: 7
Coding region: 1-1515 (504 amino acids)
Cellular component (GO): endoplasmic reticulum membrane
Molecular function (GO): sphingosine-1-phosphate phosphatase activity
Source: RefSeq, a predicted model, not a curated record
AUGUCGACCCAGGCGUCCAACGCACAUGCGCUAUCCUCUGUCACUUUUCACGACCAUAAUAAAAUACCCAUCCUCAUCUCUCAAUCUGACAAACUAGAACAUUCCCAGCUAGACACCGAUGCACCGUAUGUUGAGGAUGUGUACGAAACAUUACUUCCAAGGUGGAGAGCAACUAUACGAUCCCGAAUUCUCACUUCGGUGAAACGAGAAAGUCAAAUAUUGGCCCGGAUGCAGGCUCGUGAAUGCAUGCGACACCCCUGGUUGGACUUGUAUUUCCUCUAUAGUUCAACUCUUGGCACCCACACCUUCUUCAUGAUUGGCCUUCCCUUGACAUUUUUCUUUGGCUACGAGGAGCUCGGACGAGGCUUAGUGACUGUCUUGGCUUCCGGAGUCUACAUUGUUUCGUUUUUGAAGGACCUUAUUUGUUCACCUCGUCCAUUGGCCCCUCCUGUAACGCGAUUGACCAUCGGGACGCAUCAUCUUGAAUACGGGUUUCCCUCAACGCAUUCUACCAACAGCGUAUCCAUGGCACUUUUUAUCUUUGGCUAUGUUAGACACGCCUACAUUCAAUCAGCCGCAAUCUCAUCGUCGAUUUACUAUGCAUCAUGCGCCAUUCUCGUGAUAUAUGCCGUGACUGUGGUCUUCGGCCGCUUGUACACAGGCAUGCAUUCCUUCACCGACUGCACGGUCGGUGUCUUUCUUGGAAUCAUAAUCUGGGGGGCCUAUGUGAUUAUGAAAGAGUCGUUUGGAAUUUGGCUGGCGACUACUCACUGGACAGUUCCGCUGACGAUGAUUCCUAUCUGUCUACUUCUUGUGCAUUACCACCCACAUCCUGUCGAUGACUGUCCUUGCUUUGAGGAUGCCAUCGCGUUUGUCUCUAGCCUCCUUGGCAUUGCACUAUCCCGGUGGCACAGCGUGUACUCUGGUGUUGACGAGCGCUUAUUGAGUUCUGUGAUGCCCGGACCUGAAGGAACCCUGUGGACUUGGGAGGAUACAGCUUUGUGGUGUACUCUGGCUUGUGUCAAGGUCGUUAUCGGCAUCCUCGUAAUUUUUGUAUGGCGAAUUUUCGCCAAAUCGCUCCUGCACCUCGUUCUUCCUCCACUUUUCCGGUUUCUUGCAUCCUCCUUCGACCUGCCACACCGACGCUUCUAUACCCCUGCGACAGAUUACCAACACAUGCCAGUUGAAAGCAGUUUGCGCGCGAUUCCGAGUGUUAUCGACCUUCCUGGCGUCCUAGAGGUCAGCGCAAUGAAGGAGAGAUCAGCGUUGGGAAGAACAAGUGAGGUCAAGAGAAGAGGUGCAAAAUUGAAUAACGCUUCACCAUUAGCCAAUGGGGAAAUCUACGGCGGAUCCGAGCUCGAGAACAGUAACGGGCCGAUUCAACGCAAAGAAGUGAAGCACUAUGAUGCUGAUGUGUUGACCAAAGUAGUGGUCUAUGCUGGAAUGGCAAUGUUGGCUGGCGAAGGUUUGCCCGUCACAUUUGCCCUUUUGGGCUGGGGCGUCAGGCCGUGGUGA